UUGAAUCCGCAUUUAGUUGCCUUAGGUUAAACGGUUCACACGGUUCGAAAUGAAGGAUCAAGUAUUCAUCCCAUCGCUUUUACUCGCUCUUUGUAUCUGCGGAAUUGAAGCCGUUGUAUUGCCCAGGCUGCCGGAAAACAUACAGGAUUUUAAAUGUGAGGACGAGGAUAUAGGAUUCAAGUUCAACUUAACAGAUUUCGCCGGCGACUGGUAUGAGGCUCUGAGAUUGCCCAAUGUUCCGGGAAUGGAGUGCCUGAAUGUCUCGAUUCCCUCGGAAGUCAAGGACAAUAAUCUCACGCUGGAUUUGAGCUACGUCACCAUACUCAAUAGCAGCUGGACCCUCAGCAGGGAAGCCGUGACCUUUCCCUGGAACAACUCCACCCAGUACGGCAUCUUCCAUCCCGAUGCGAGUGAGGUCUCCUACAAGCUGGUGACCACCGACUACGUUUCCAUAGCCGUUGUCUGCGGCUACGGCAAACACUCCGUUAUCCCCAUCCUCAAGCUCUUCACUCGAGAUCGCGAGGUCAGCGAGGAGAUCGUCGACCUGAUCAACACCCAGGCCGAGCAAUAUGGUUAUAGCUCCCUGAUCUACUGGGAAAAGCAAUCCCUUGAGGAGUGCAGGGAACCCAGUGGCCAAGCUCCUUUGGCCGCUCUAGUGGGCUUAACCUUACUUUGUGGUUUAUCUAUUUGGGCGAGCUACUAGAAUGAUACUAUCAGAUACCCAUUACUCAGCUGGUGGACGUGAGAAAGGUGUAUCGAUAGAAAUUUAAAAAAAUAAAAUA
Drosophila santomea is the source of this 782-nucleotide messenger RNA. RefSeq lists its product as uncharacterized. The record is from RefSeq and is a predicted model, not a curated record. NCBI's taxonomy places the organism in Eukaryota, Metazoa, Arthropoda, Insecta, Diptera, Drosophilidae. Bases 50 to 703 code for a protein of 217 amino acids. The transcript is spliced from 2 exons.